This is a messenger RNA of Perognathus longimembris pacificus (Pacific pocket mouse), 4037 nucleotides long. It is a transcript of the gene Ttc21a, whose product is annotated as tetratricopeptide repeat domain 21A. Gene Ontology annotation, cellular component: intraciliary transport particle A. The record is from RefSeq and is a predicted model, not a curated record. Gene Ontology annotation, biological process: protein localization to cilium; intraciliary retrograde transport. The transcript has 29 exons. Bases 39 to 4037 code for a protein of 1332 amino acids. NCBI's taxonomy places the organism in Eukaryota, Metazoa, Chordata, Mammalia, Rodentia, Heteromyidae. Gene Ontology annotation, molecular function: protein binding.
GCCUCGGGACCCCGACCUCGCCCCGCCGCGGCCCCGCGAUGAGCAGCGCCGACUCCUCCCUCGUGGCUGAGAUCAUUUAUUACAGCCAAGAGCAGUACUUUAACCAACUAGAGCAGGCCACCACCCGAGGCCUGGAGAAAUUCAACAGCGACCCUGCGCUGCUAUUCUUCAAGGCCUAUGGACUCCUCAGACAAGGACACUUUGGAGACGCCAUCAGUGACCUGGAGAAUAUUCAGAGCCAUCCAAACCUGUCCCUGUGCUCUGUCAUGGCGCUCCUGUAUGCCCACCGAAGCUACAACACCAGUGAUCGGGAGGCGAUUCAGGAGCUGGAGAGCAGCCUAAAGGAGCUACGCCAGAGCGCAGGCCACACCGCCUUCUACUACGCCAGUCUCUUCCUGUGGCUCAUAGGCCGCCAGGAGAAAGCCAGGGAAUACAUCGACCACAUGCUCAAGGCUUUUGGCCACAAUGACAGAGAGGACCUCGUCCUCAAAGGCUGGGUGGACCUCACCUCCGACAAGCCCCACAUCGUGAAGAAGUCCAUCAAGUACCUGGACCAAGGCACUCAAGACACCAAGGACGUGCUGGGGCUUAUGGGAAAGGCAACAUAUCUGAUGAUGCACCAGAACUUCUCAGGGGCCCUGGAGAUGGUCAACCAGAUCACUGUGGCAUCCGGGGGCUUCCUGCCGGCCCUGACCCUGAAGAUGCGGCUCUUCCUGGCUCGUCAUGACUGGGAACAGACCAUCGAGACCGCACACAGAAUCCUUGAGAAAGAUGAAAACAAUAUCGACGCCUGCCAGAUCCUAGCUGUGCACGAACUUGCAAGAGAAGGAAACACAAUCAUAGUAAGUUGUCGGGAUGUGCAGAAAUUCACCCUUAAGACACAGGCAACAGAAGCUGCCAAUUUUGUGGGGAAUCUGAUUAGGGCCUUGGAGACGAAAGAGCCUGGAAACCCAAGCCUCCACCUCAAGAAGAUUCUGGUGGUUAGCCGAUUGUGUGGGAGGCACCAGGAGGUGGUGCAGCUGGUGAGCAGCUUCCUGGAGCAGAUCUCCACGGCCAUGCCUUCCUGCGGCCUGGCGGCCACGGAGCUGGGCUACCUGUACCUCCUGCAGAACCAGCCGAAGGAGGCGCGGGCCUGGUACACCCAGGCCACGAAGCUGGAGGAGAACAGGAUGUCCGUCCUCACAGGGAACAUUUGGUGUCACAUCCUCCAAGGCCAGCUAGAGGAGGCCACGCAGCAGCUGGAGUUCCUCAAGGAGGUGCAGCAAUCUCUGGGGAAGUCUGAGGUGCUGGUGUUCCUCCAGGCGCUCCUGGCCUCGAAGAAACACCAAGGGGAGCAGGAGGCGCCCGCGCUGCUCAAGGAGGCCGUGGAGCUGCACUUCUCCGCCAUGCACUCGCUGCCCCUGGGCCCCGAGUACUUCGAGCGCCUGGACCCCAGCUUCCUGGUCUGCGUGGCCCGCCAGUUCCUGCGCUUCUGCCCCAAGCAGCCCCGGGCCCCGGGCCAGGUCUUGUCUCCGCUGCUGAAGCAAGUGGCCAUGAUCCUGAGUCCUGUGUUGAAGGCGGCACCGGCCAUGAUGGACCCCCUGUUUGUGAUGGCUGAGGUCAAAUUUCUCUCAGGAGACCUGGAGAACGCUCAGCACACCCUGCAGCGUUGCCUGGACCUGGAUCCCACCUUGGCGGAGACGCACCUCCUCAUGGCGCAGAUCUACCUGGCCCAGGACAACUUCACCAUGUGCGCCCACUGCCUGGAGCUGGGUGUCAGCCACAACUUCCAGGUUCGAAACUACCCCCUGUACCACUUCAUCAAGGCCAGGGCCCUCAACAAAUCCGGUGACCACCCCGAAGCCAUCAAGACCCUGAAGAUGAUCAUGAAAAUGCCAGUCAUGAAGGGGGAAGAGGGGGGCAGGAGACCCCGGACGCCAUCUUUGCAGCCCAGCGAGAGGGCGUCCGUCUUGUUGGAGUUGGUAGACGCCCUGCGGUUGAAUGGCGAGCUGCACGAGGCCACGAAAGUCAUGCAGGACGCCAUUCACCAGUUCAGCGGCACACCCGAGGAGAGCCGCGUCACCAUCGCCAACGUGGACCUGGCCCUGAGCAAGGGCAGCGUGGACGUGGCCCUUGACAUGCUCAGGCGCGUGGCCCCCGCCCAGCCCGGCUACAUCCAGGCCAAGGAGAAGAUGGCCGCCAUCUACCUGCGUGCCCACAAGGAUGCCCGCCUCUACAUCGGCUGCUACCGAGAGCUCUGUGAGCACCUGCCCGGCCCGCACACCAGCCUGCUGCUGGGGGACGCCUACAUGAACAUCCAGGAGCCGGAGAAGGCCCUGGAGGUGUAUGAGGAGGCUUACAAGAAGAACCCCCAUGAUGCCUCACUGGUCAGCAGGAUUGGACAGGCUUACGUGAAGACGCACCAGUACAGCAAGGCGAUUAAUUAUUACGAGGCUGCCCAGAAGAUCAGUGGGCAGGACUUUCUGUGCUGUGACCUGGCAGAGCUGCUUCUGAAAUUAAAGAAGUUCAACAAAGCCGAGAAGGUUCUGAAGCAGGCGCUGGAUCGCGAUUCUGCCAAAGACAUCGCCUCCCUGAUGAACCAGGUGAAGUGCUUGCUGCUACUGGCGAAGGUGUACAAGAGCCACAGAAAGGAGGAAGUGGUGGAGACUUUGAACAAGGCCUUAGAUCUGCAGCUGAGAAUUCUGAAGCGGGUUCCCAUGGAGCAGCCGGAAGCCAUCCCUCCCCAGAAGCAGCUGGCCUCGUCCAUCUGUGUCCAGUGUGCUGAGUACUACGCCGCAGAGAAGGACUACGCAAAAGCCGUGCGCUCGUACAAGGAUGCCCUCUCCUACGCGCCCACCAAUAAUAAGGUGGUGUUGGAGCUGGCGCGGCUCCAUCUGCUCCAGGGACAUCUGGAUCUGUGCGAGGACCAGUGCGCCAUGCUGCUGCAGACCUGCCAGGAGGACGCCUCCACCUCUGUGAUAUUGGCUGACCUGAUGUUUCAGAAACAGAACUACGAAGCAGCCAUUAGUCACUACCGGCAAGUCCUGGAGAAAGUUCCAGACAACUUUCUGGUAUUGAACAAAUUGAUCGAUCUCCUGCGCCGCAGUGGACGGCUGGAGGAGGCCCCCACGUUCUUCGAACUGGCUAAGAAAGCAUCCGGCAGGGUGCUGUCGGAGCCAGGGUUCAACUACUGCAGGGGCAUCUAUUACUGGCACAUCGGACAGCCCAACGAGGCCUUGAAGUUCCUGAAUAAGGCCCGGAAAGACAGCACGUGGGGCCAGAUGGCCACGUACAACAUGGUGCAGAUCUGCCUGAACCCCGAUAACGAGAUUGUGGGAGGAGAGGCCUUUGAAAACCCGGGGGCCGAGAACAACUCUUGGGGCAGGACAGAAUCCCGUCAGCACGGGGUCCGCACGGCCGAGAAGCUCCUACAGGAAUUCUCCUGGCCCUUGGACCCAGCUCCGGCCCAGCUCCAGCUCCUGCAGAGCCUCUGCCUGCUGGCUACCAGGGAGAAAACCAACAUGGAGCUGGCUCUGGGCGUCUUUGUCAACAUGGUGCAGGCCGAGAAGGACAAUGUGGCCGGGCUGUUGGCCAUGGCGCAGGCGUACACGCUGCUCAAGCAGAUCCCCAAGGCCCGCACCCAGCUCAAGCGCCUGGCCAAGGCCCCCUGGGCGCUGCCCGAGGCCGACGAGCUGGAGCAGGGUUGGCUGCUCCUGGCCGACCUCUACUGCCAGAGUGGGAAGUUCGACUUGGCCUCUGAGUUGCUAAGACGCUGUCUGCAGUACAACAAGUCCUGCUCCAAGGCCUAUGAGUAUAUGGGCUUCAUCAUGGAGAAAGAGCAGUCCUACAAGGACGCGGCCACCAACUACGAACUUGCCUGGAAAUACAGCCACCAUGCCAACCCAGCUGUCGGUUUCAAGCUGGCUUUCAACUACUUGAAGGACAAGAAGUUCGUGGAAGCCAUUGAGAUCUGUCACUGCGUCCUCCGGGAACACCCCAAUUACCCCAAGAUCAGAGAGGAGAUUCUGGAAAAAGCCCAAGGAUCUCUCAGGCCCUAG